Molecule: messenger RNA, 1293 nt
Organism: Tilletiopsis washingtonensis
Lineage: Eukaryota; Fungi; Basidiomycota; Exobasidiomycetes; Entylomatales
Product: SAICAR synthase-like protein
Exons: 5
Coding region: 1-1293 (430 amino acids)
Biological process (GO): phosphatidylinositol phosphate biosynthetic process
Cellular component (GO): fungal-type vacuole membrane; endosome membrane
Molecular function (GO): 1-phosphatidylinositol-3-phosphate 5-kinase activity
Source: RefSeq, a predicted model, not a curated record
AUGACUGUCGGUGGCUCCUUUCUCGCCAAGACGCUCUCGUCGCUGUGGGGCCGUGGCAGGGCGCUGCCGCUGCUCGACUACCCGAUCGCCUCGUCUGAGCACUUCUUCGCCGACAGUGGCGUCGUGCUGCGCGAGGACGAGCCCUCGUCGCUGAUCGCUUUUACACUCAGCUCCUCGACGUAUCAGCACCGCCUGGAGACGCUUCGUGCCUCGCACGCGUCGGAGACAGUCGUUUCGGCAGACGCUGGCGACUGCACCUUCUCGUCUGAGCGGUGGGACACGAUCUCUGUCGAGUCACGGCCGCCGGCGUUCGGUCUCGAGGCCCAGCUGCGGCGCCCCGAAGGCACACACCUGCGCUUCGAGUUCAACAGCGGCGGCUCGCGCUUCCACAUCCGCACGCUCUUUACCGAGCAGUUCGAUGCGCUGCGCCGUGCAUGCGGCUGCGAGCAGAGCUUCAUCCAGAGCCUCAGCCGCUGCGUCAAGUGGGACAGCAGCGGCGGCAAGAGCGGCAGCGCGUUCCUCAAGACCAAGGACGACCGCUUCGUGAUCAAGGAGUUCUCGCGUGCCGAGAUGGAGGCCUUCCUCUCGGGCGCCACGGGCUACUUCCAGUACAUGGCGGGUGCCAUCUUCGGCGCUCGACCGACGACGCUGGCGAAGAUCUUCGGCUGCUUCCGCAUCUCCAUCCGCAACACGCAGACGGGCAAGAGCAUCAAGCUCGACUGCCUCGUCAUUGAGAACCUCUUCUACGGCCGGCAGAUGCACAAGAUCUUCGACCUCAAGGGCUCGCUGCGCAACCGGCACAUCCGCGAGACGGGCCGCGCCGACGAGGUGCUGCUGGACGAGAACCUCGUCGAGAUCGCGAGCAAGAGCCCGCUCUUCGUGCGCGAGCACGACAAGCGUCUGCUGCGCGCCGCGCUGUGGAACGACAGCCUGUGGCUCGAGCGCCAGAAUGUCAUGGACUACAGCCUGGUCGUCGGGCUCGACAAGGACCGCAAGGAGCUCGUCGUGGGCAUCAUCGACUUUGUGCGCACGUAUACGUGGGACAAGAAGGCCGAGUCGUGGCUCAAGGAAGCCUCCGGCCUCGGCGGCUCCAAGGCGACGCCGACGGUCAUCACGCCCGGCCUGUACCGGCAGCGCUUCCUCACCUUCCUCGACUCCUCCUUCCUCCUCGUGCCCGACGCAUGGUUCACGCCUGCAGACGAGGCAAUCCCGCUGCACGGCUCGACGAGCUCGAGCGCCCUCUACGCGGCCGGCGGCAUCAUUUCCGGCAAGGACGCGCCGGCCACGUCCUAG